AUGAAUUACAAGAAAGAAACUUUAGAACUACUUGGUUAUGAAAACAUUGAAUGUUUUAUACCAAAAAACUUACUAAUUGACUUCCCAUAAUACUUUACUACAGAAUAACAACCUCCCUUGGUAACUGAAGUAUCUGAAAUGACUGAAAAUGGACUUAUUUUUAUGUCAGCUCUGAGUCAGAAUAAUACUCCUUAAGUUUCGUCAUAACUUUUAAGAUCUGUAUAAUCAAAGAGUUCUCAAGGUAAAAUAAGAAUCUUUUUUCCUUAAAAAUGGCCAGUGGUGAAGACCAACAUGAGUCCGUUUUCUUUUUCAAGAUAUUCUCAUUUUCAAUCCUUAAUCAUUAGAAAUUGGUACUACUUAGAUAAUUGCAAUAAUAUUUAAGGACCAUUUUCAUGUGUUGAAAUGGAUAAUUGGUAUCGUAAAAAUCUUCUCAAUCCAGAUUUAUUGAUAAGUUAUAAAUCAAGAGACUUAACUUCGUUUGUCAAAGUAAAAGAUCUUCUUAAAGAUUCUGAAAACCCAAGAUGCAACAAAAUUCUAAAGUAGAUGUAUUAAAGAGCAUCAAGUGCUAUAAAAAAUAAAAAAAGAAUUUCGAGUGAUUCUCCAAUGAGUAAAGCAUCAACUGAACUAUCUUUAAGCAACAAUAAUAGUUGUUAAAAAUAGAGAUAACCAAUUUGGGGAGUUGAUACAGAUUAUUUGUUAAGUUUUUGAUAAAACAAAAAUAUUCAACAUCAUA
Messenger RNA from Paramecium tetraurelia, 733 nucleotides. RefSeq lists its product as uncharacterized. NCBI's taxonomy places the organism in Eukaryota, Ciliophora, Oligohymenophorea, Peniculida, Parameciidae. The record is from RefSeq and is a predicted model, not a curated record. The transcript is spliced from 5 exons. Gene Ontology annotation, molecular function: protein binding.